This is a messenger RNA of Penicillium angulare, 810 nucleotides long. RefSeq lists its product as uncharacterized. The record is from RefSeq and is a predicted model, not a curated record. The coding region runs from base 1 to 810 and encodes 269 amino acids. The transcript has 4 exons. Lineage: Eukaryota; Fungi; Ascomycota; Eurotiomycetes; Eurotiales; Aspergillaceae.
AUGGCUCAGCCCAACUCUGAUUUACGAUCCAGGCUUGCCAAGGUCGAGCGCCCGCAAGAACUACCGUGGUAUCUGAAUGAAUUUGAGGAAGUCCCCGAGCCAGCAAAGACAAUUCUUCUAAACUACAGCAAUAUCCCGCCUGAUAAUGUUCUACAACAUGUAAAGGACGUGGUUACGGGAUCGAGCUUUCGAGGUGACAUGAGCAUCCCCCAAUCCCCCGCAUACCCCGAGAUCCUCGACCGUCUCAAAUCAGGCCAAAAGCUCCUCGAUGUAGGCUGUGCCCUCGGCCAAGAACUACGACACCUCGUUUACGACGGCGUCCCAUCAGAAAACAUCUACGGCUCCGAUCUACACGAUGACUUCUUCAAAAUAGGCUACGACCUUUUCGCAGAUCACUCAGCGCUCAAAUCAAAGUUCAUAAUCGGUGAUAUCUUCGAUGAUAACUCUGAUCUUGUGAAAGAGCUCUCUGACAAAGUCGAUAUUAUCAAUGCUGCCUCGUUCUUUCAUCUGUUUACAUUCGAGCAGCAAGUUCUUGUUGCGAAGAGGCUUAUCGGUUUACUUCGUGCUGUGCCUGGGUCUCUUUUAGUGGGGAGGCAGGCUGGAAGUACUGAGCCUCCUGAUCCGGAGGGGGAAGAUCAGCCUGCUCAUUAUAGACAUAAUCCGAGUACUUGGAAGAGGCUUUGGGAGAGGGUUAGUGCUGAGACGGGGACGGGGUGGGAGGUUGAGGCUUGGAUGGAUGAAUGGGUGAGGCCGGAUAAGGAUUCGAAGGAGGCGUAUAAGUUGAGGUUUAUUGUUAGGAGAGUUCAGUAA